UCAAAAUGAUAUAAUAUUAAGCACGCUAACGGAUCUCGACAUCCGUUGAUUUCAAAACUUUAUACAAUUCUUAAGCUGAGCCACAAAUCAAUUCAACUUGCAACAGUAAACCCAAAUGCCCGAGGCAUUGAUACUACCCGGCAUGGCUGACGCAGAGCCGGACUUAUCAACGUUCGAGAAUAAAACGGGACUCGCCGAGGACAUGAAGUUCCUGGCUUCAAUGCCCGAGCUAUGCGAUGUCACCUUCCUCGUUGGCGACACCCGCGAGCCCGUCUGUGCCGUCAAGGCUGUGUUGGCGUCGCGUUCGCGCGUUUUUGCCAAAAUGCUCUACGCUGCACCGUCACCGCAGCGAAAGAGGGAGACUACCACCAAGGAGAACAAGCUGCGACUCUUCCUCAAGCGUUCCUCGGAGCCCCUGCUCAAUCUACAGAAUGCCGCACAACAGAGAACCGGUUUCACCCAACAAUUAGCUCCGAUACCCGAGCCCUCUGGUCAACAGCAUCAGACGCUGAUCAUUGAGGAGUUCGAGCCGGAUGUCUUCCGCCAGCUCAUCGAGUACAUUCACACGGGCUGCGUGACCCUGCAGCCGCGCACCUUGUUGGGCGUCAUGAAUGCGGCCGAUUAUUAUGGAUUGGAGGAGCUGCGUCGCGCCUGCGCUGGCUUUGUGCAGUGCUGCAUCAAUGUGGACACCGUCUGCGCCCUGCUGGCCUCCGCCGAGCGGUACAUCCAAUACAAGUGCACCAAGACGCUGGUGCAGAAGGUGCUCGAAUUUGUGGACGAGCAUGGCAAUGAGGUUCUGAAUCUGGGCAGCUUUACACUGCUGCCGCAGCACGUAGUACGCCUGAUACUCGCCCGGGAGGAGCUGCGCGCCGAUGAGUUCACCAAGUUCCAGGCAGCGCUCAUGUGGAGCAAGAAGUAUUUCGAUAACAAUCCGAACAUUGACAUCAAGGAGAUAUUGGGAACGUUUCUGGAGUACAUUCAGUUCCACAAAAUUCCCGCCAAUGUGCUGAUGCGCGAGAUCCAUCCGCUGAACUUGGUGCCCUAUGCAAUAAUCAUGAACGCUCUGGCCUACCAGGCAGACCCAGAAAGUAUCGACCCCGGAAAACUGUCUCCCAACUCUAGCCGACCACACCGCCAUCGCCACCACCACCAAUCGCUGCCCAAGAUACGCAAAGCCAAGUCCCAAUCGUUCCGCACUCGUCGCAGUCCCUCCGAGCGCCGCAGCCCCAAUGCUCCGACUCUGACCCUCAACACAAAUGCUACCAGCAGCGAGAAGAAGCGCAGCCCGCUGACACCGAAGAGUCCGGUGAUGCCGCAGCCAGAGUCCAAGAGUCCGGGCAGCAGCUCGCAGAAGACGCCCACCACGCUCUCGCGCCAGGGCACGCUGCGUGCCUCCAGUCGCCGGAAGAACAGUGGCCAGUUGUCCAUCUCGUUGAGUGCUCAGAGCCAGGGUCGGCGCAGUCCAGCGGGUCUCAACGAUCGCAGUCCGCAGGGCCGCCGCAGCCCGCUCUUUCCCAGCAGCGGCCUGAGGUCCCCGAACGAGCAGCCCAGUCCGACAGCGCGUAGUCCUACAGGAGACUCACAGCGGCGCAGCCCGACCUUCAGCAUACAGAUCCAUACGCAGGAGCGCCGCUCGCCCCUGGGCGCAGUCGCCCCCUCGGACUUCAGUUGCCAGGCGGGGCCAUCGAACACGAGGCGCAGUCCCACAUCCACUGUGCACGUGCAGGACAUGGCCACAGAGCCGGAGGAGACCGGCUUCAUUGGGCUGAAGCGAAACUCGAUAAGUCUCUUCACGCCCAUUUACUUUGCCAGCGAGAAACGAAGUCCCAUGGGACCCAUACCGCCCAUUACAGUGUCCAAUCCCGCCGAGACCUACAAGAGUGCAGAGCGCGAACGUGAGGCAGCCGAGGCGGCUGCUCGGGAGAAAGAAAAGGAAGCCGCCCAGGCCCAGCCGCAGCCCGAGAAGAAGAGCGUAAUGCGAGAGAUCCUGGCCUUUGUGCGCAAGCCAUCGAAGCACCUGACAACGCGCACCAAUCGCUUUGCCAAUGCGUUCACCCGGGCCGAGUCUGGCUCGUCCAGCGGACCGCUCAUACGGCAGAGCACGUUCUCGGCCAGCCCGGCAGCCUCGUCGACGGCCGCCAAGAGCGCCGUGCAGAAGCAGAUGUCCGAGGUGGGCUUCGAGCCGAAGAUGUCGCUCAAGUUUGCGCAUUACACGAAGAUGUCCCUGAAGCUGCGUCGUCUAGCCCGUCGGGAGGAGGAGGAGAAACAACAGCAGCAGCAGCAACAACAGCAGCUGCAGCAAAAGUCAUCGGCGGUCAGCUCGGCGUCCGGGUCGAAGCGAGCCAGCACGGACUCGAAUGCGGGCAACGCACAGGAUCAGGUAGGUGCAAGCGGAGCAGAGGAGGAGCUGCCAUUCGAGCUGGCGAAUGUGCACUUUGAGAAGGUAGGUGAGUCCUAUAUCAAGCAUGAGCGACUCCGCGAACUGGUCGAGCCCGAGCUGGAGGCCGAGGACGAGCCCGAAGAGGGCGAGCCGGAGCAACCGGAUGCUGCCAUGGCACAGUUCGUCGAGGACGUGACCAACUCCCUGAAGGUGGUGGCACUCAAUGGCGAGAACGGAACACCGGCUGUCCAUCACUUCACGCGGCGCUCCGAGAGCCGGGAACCCAUCGAGCCGCGGAUCAGCGAGGAGCGUGAGUCCGACUCGAAUGAUCUGAUCAUACCCGACGAGCUGCGGGCGGAGCUAACGGAGAUUUUGAAAGCCUAUGCACCAGAGCCAGUUUAUGUUAAUCUGCAGGCGCUGCGGCGCGAAACCGAGGAGGCCGAGGCGGUGGCACGUGCCGUUGCAGAGGCAGCCGCCGCUGUGGCGGAAGCAGCUGCAGCUGCAGCUGCGGCGGCACCGCCAGCGCCCGAGAAGCUGCCGCUGCAGUGUCCUACUAUUGAGUUUGAGCCGCCAUCGCGUCGUUCGUCCUUCGAUCCGCCGCGCUCGCCGUUCCUGGAACAGCUACGCAGUCCGGGCGUCGAUACGGACACAGAUCUGAUCAAUUUGCAGCGUCUGGACUCCGGCGGCGACAGUUUCGAGAUGGUCGACGGUGAUCGCAAGUCCAGUCGAGCCGAAUCCAGUUUCGACUGCCCCUACUCCUCGCGUGACACCAGCUUCGAUGUGUCCAUAUCCCGUUAUCAGUCCACCAGCUACGAGGAUCAGACCUCUAGCUUCGAGAUCGUCGACACGGACGAUCGCCGUCGACACAUUGAUCUGCGCAAGAGCUCGAUUGAGCUAGUCGAUGCGGAAACCUUUCAGCGUUCCGGCUCCUCCUGCGGCCGCAAGUCCUCCCUGGAGACCCACUUCGACUACACGCCUUCGGAGACGAGCGGCAUGACGCCGGCUCGAUCCCCCAACUUCCCCAUGACCAAGAAGCAGAAGACCGAACAUUUUCGCCAGCUGCACAUCUCGCCCUUCAGUGCCUUCUCGCGGGCACGCAGCCCGCUCUCACAGCAGACCUCCUCCAAUUACAGCUCGCGCGACAGCUACGACUCCAGCUCAUCCUAUCCGCAUGGCCAUGAGCCGCAGCGCAGCCCCUACGCUGACCCCAGCAAGAAGCACUUUCCGCUGACCAUCAAGCAGCGCGAGGAGGAGGUCAAGACAUUCCUGUGCACCGAUGUGCGCUGUGCCUCGAUCUUCGAGCCGCGGCCCAGCUCGGUGCUCACCCAACAGCUCUCCACGGGCUCCAUGUCCACGCCCUCCGCCUCCGGCUACACCAGCGCUCCACGCAUACCGAGCGCCUUGAGCGGGGUGACUGGCGUGCCCGCCUCUGGCACGGGCGUUGGCAUGCCCAUGGGCAUUGGCGUAGGCCCGACGAAUGCCUCGCUGGGUUCCUGUGGAUUUUCCAGCGGCAGCGAGUUCGAGCCGCCCUCGCCGCGGCGGGCGGCCAGCGCCUCGCCCAAGCACACGUUCACAUUCCGCAUCGUGAUGAAGAAGGUUGACAGCUCUCCGGAGGCGCUGUGCCCGGAGCGGCAUCGUUCGCGCAUCAUCGAUCGCUAUCGGCGCCGAGAUAGUCGCCGCAAGCGCAUCCACGAUGCGGGCAAGAGUUUCUAAACGGCGAUCGAGGGCACGAAUCAAUCAAGUGUUAAAAGAAGCUCCCCAUGCUUAGUCAUUGAGAUCGA
Messenger RNA from Drosophila navojoa, 4161 nucleotides. It is a transcript of the gene gprs, whose product is annotated as speckle type BTB/POZ protein. NCBI's taxonomy places the organism in Eukaryota, Metazoa, Arthropoda, Insecta, Diptera, Drosophilidae. Gene Ontology annotation, molecular function: protein binding. The record is from RefSeq and is a predicted model, not a curated record.